CGCGACUCUGUGUGCCGCGGCAGUCGGUCCAGCAGUGUGCGUCCGUGCCGGUCGUGCACCCCCCGUUGCCACGAGAAGUUCUCCCUUUCACGGACGCUCCCUCGUGUGUGCAGAACUCGGUUUCAUGCUCGGCUCCGCGCAGCACACCCGCGCGCACGGUGCACCGCGGCUACGUACGAUCAUUCGGGUUCAAUUAAUUUGAAUAAAAUGAAGAUUCAAAAGUUAAAUGCUUUGCUCCGAACAUCUUUACUGGUCGUCCAGUUGAUUAUCAUCGCCUUGAAUAUAUGUUUGAUAGUUGUAGUGAUCAACAAAAGAAAAUGCAGGACAAUUUCAUCAAGUAUGUGGACUUUAUUGGUAACUAUUAUAAUGGGCUCAAUCAUAUUGGAUAUCGAAGUGCUUGUCCAAUACUUCACGCCGACACUACCACUGUGCCUCUUGUCACCGUGGAUACGGGAAUUAGGAUUCGUCAUAUUAUAUGGUGCCAUCGAUCUGAAGUUGUAUAGGAUUUUGAUGCAAUUUCGAACCCGAAAAGCACAUUGCUGGACAAUCAGCGAUAAAGAUCUGUUGAAAUACCUGAUGUUCGCAAUUGUUGUGGUAACCGUUUAUCUCGCUGCCUGGACCGCGUCUAGUCUAAACUUUUUCAACGAAGGUUGGGUUCUACUAAUCAAAAUUCAAACCAAAGAUGGAAUUCCGCAUUUUAUGUGCAAACCUCAGUGGUGGAAUCACGUUACGGAAUUCGGUGAGCUGAUGAUUUUGACCGUGGGCCUGUACUACGGCAAUUCGGCACGUAACGCUAACGUGCAGUUCGACGAACGCCGUUUUCUUUUUUACGCCAUAACGGUGGAAUUGACGUUCAGCACCAUCUUCAAUGCCGUCCGUACCGUGUACCCCGUACCGUUUCACCAGGACUUCACGUUUGUGGCCGCCUUUUUGCGCAGUCUGUUGACCAACACCUUAGCGCUGUUCAUCAUAUUUUUACCAAAGGUAUGGUAUCAAAAAAAAGUGAACGCUGAACUUCGAAAUGCCUCUAUGAAUCAAGAACUGUCUGAUUCAUUGAAACCUGAGAUAAUCGAUAAAGACUUUAGAGAUAUGAAUAUCUCAGAAAUGACUGCGGAUGAAAUAAGGGAAGAAUUCAAUCGUGUGUACGUCCAAAUGGGAUUAUUACGGGAUAAAACUAUAUGUAAGAAAAACCCUCAUAUAUCUAAAAGAAAAGGUGGAAAGAAAUUGCCACAUAGACGAUUUUCAUUACAGAAGAAAGGAAGCAAAGAUAAGUCGUCAAUAAAAAUCAGGAAAAAAAACAAGGACCUAGACUCGUCAGAGAUAAGUGAAACGAACGAUGCUUACGAAGUGUCCAAAUCUCCUGAAGACUCGGUGGUUAGCAACGAAGACGUAGCUCAGUGUAACUGCGUGCAAGGUAGUUGCAGUUGUCAUACGACAUCGGGUGUAGAUCAGCCGGUCUGCACUGAAUCUAACGAUGAUAACGAUAACAUAUAUGGCGAAGGACCUUCAUGUUCAAAUACCAAUGAAUCGGCCUAGGACAUUUGAUAUUUCAGGUUUUGGUUGAAAUAAUCAUCAUUGGAACGUCACAUUGGUAUUUCUUGUGUACAUUAUUAAUGUUUAUGCAUGUGAGAGUGGAGACGGAACAAACAGAAUCGUGUUUCAAGAUUGAUGCAAUAUUUCAACCAGGAUUGAACAUUAUACAUAUAAUAAGAUACUUAAGAGUUAUUGAUUUUAUUGAUUUAAAAGUGGUUUUGUUUUUCAUUUUAGAUAAAUAUUUAAUCAUGUAACAAUAUAUUUAUGUACGAAUGUAUAUUCUUAAAACUGAAAACGAUUGUACGUCUAGAUUUUUGUGUGGGUACGCUAGGCGUAUAUGCCCAGUAAUAUUACAUUAUAUAUUAUAACUGUGUGUAAAAAUACAACUAUUAUUUAUAUGAGAAAACAUUAUAACGUAGUAAAUAUAAUUAUUAUAGUAUUCAUUCAUAACUAACUAUUGCGGUUUUCAACAUUACCAUAAGAACACAAUAUUAUUUUUAAUUAUCUACGCAUAAUGUAAGUGUAAUAAU
This is a messenger RNA of Sipha flava (yellow sugarcane aphid), 2063 nucleotides long. It is a transcript of the gene smog, whose product is annotated as probable G-protein coupled receptor 158. The transcript is spliced from 12 exons. Lineage: Eukaryota; Metazoa; Arthropoda; Insecta; Hemiptera; Aphididae. Gene Ontology annotation, molecular function: G protein-coupled receptor activity. The record is from RefSeq and is a predicted model, not a curated record. Bases 208 to 1536 code for a protein of 442 amino acids. Gene Ontology annotation, cellular component: membrane. Gene Ontology annotation, biological process: G protein-coupled receptor signaling pathway.